AUGCGUGGUGAAAAAGCGCCGCAGCCGGCCGCGAGAUGGUCGGGCGUUCGCGACGCCCUGGAGGAGGGGUCGGCCUGCACACAGGUGCCGCUUCCGGAUGUCCCAACGGCGAGAGACCCCGGCGACGAGGACUGCCUCGUCCUCAACUUGUACGUGCCCCUCAACACCACUGAGCCGCCCGCAGUGUACGUCUGGAUGCCGGGAGGCGCCUACUUUGUUGGCAGUGGCACCAUCUCUCAGUAUGGGCCAGACCUCCUCAUAGAAGAAGGUAUCGCUGCGGUCACUGUCAACUACCGCCUCGGAGCCCUAGGUGAGACAACCUUCACUUAUGGUGCUUAA
Schistocerca piceifrons (Central American locust) is the source of this 339-nucleotide messenger RNA. RefSeq names its product acetylcholinesterase-like. Lineage: Eukaryota; Metazoa; Arthropoda; Insecta; Orthoptera; Acrididae. Bases 1 to 339 code for a protein of 112 amino acids. The record is from RefSeq and is a predicted model, not a curated record. The transcript is spliced from 2 exons.